AAGUAUUAUAGUGAUCAGUGUUAUUAUUAAUAUAAAUAAUUUUCUUGAAAAAAAGAAGAUAGUAAAUUUGUAAGACAUUAAAAACCUUUACAAACAAUAUGAACAAAAUAAGUUGCCUCAUACAGUUAUUUCUCUGAGACAUUAGAAGCAACAUUGAACAUCAUGGAAGUGGAUUUAAAUCAGCUUGUCCACAAAGAUCAAACGAUCAAAAUUGUUCCAUCAGUUGAAGAAUCUCUUAAAAAAUUAGGUGUUGACACAGACCUCGAUGAAAGGAUUCAGAUAUGGUUCAGUCAUCUUAGACUUCAGUGGAAAACUUGGAAAAAAAGCCCUGCUACAGAUAGCCACUUUAACAGUUUAUUUCAUUUUGCAACAGACCCUUACAGAGUGGCUUUGCUAUGUAGUGUUAAAUGUGAGGAAUUUAAAGAUAGCAAACCCAAGUCUUUGCAAUAUUAUAUCAUAGAGUCUCUAUGUGAAUGGUCUCAAUCAAAUGGCAGAAAACCAACAGAUUCAUUAAAGCUUCCUGCUUUCCAAAUUGCAAUAAGUCAGAGGAAUCAGCAUUUUCUUAAAUUAGUGAUAAGAACAUACCAUGUCCAAACAAUCAAGGAAACUAUUUUGCCUAUGGUAAAAGAAAUGAUAAGAAGUGAUAACUGUAAACAGGCUUCACAGAUAGUAAUAGCUAUGGAGUUGUGUGAUGACAUCCCAGUAGAAGAGUUAUUAUUUCCAUUAAUUCUUCAAGACAAAACCAACAUUAUUGAUGAAUAUUUAUCAGAGUGUCCGAACCAAGUGAGACCACUGUUAUUAUUUUUAGACAGAUUAUUAGAUAAGAAUUUUAGCAUAAAGGAUUAUGCACAGCAAUAUAUAGAAGAAAAUAAAGUAUGUCAUGUAAAAUAUGAAAAAAUUCAUCACAAACCUCUUGGUAAAUUAGUUGCACGGUUAUGUAACAAAUUCAACAUUCCUAUUGAGACAUGUAAAAAUCUAAGCAAGAAUCGUACAACAGGAGGGUUGAGAUAUUUAAUACACCAGAAAUAUGUGGAACAUAAUGUGAGCUCUUCAGUUUGGGACGAUUUAGUCAAAGAUUCUCUUCGCCAGAGCGGAUGUGCUCAAGAAUUUAUUGAUAUAUUAGUGGAUUAUGAUACUAAUGAAGCUCUUAAAUGGGCCUCAUAUUUUCAGUUACCUGAGGACACUUUGCCUUUGGCUUUGAAAAAUAUGUCUUUACAAGAAGUACCUAUAGAAGAAGAAAAGUGGGAUGAACAAAAUGCUACUCAAAACUUCUACAAACUUCCCCUGUCUGAAAAUAAUAUAAUCAUCAUUGAUACAGCUGAAAAAUUAUAUGAUGUUGUUACAACUUUAGUAAAUUGUAGUAUAGUGAGUAUUGACUGUGAAUGGAAACCAUCUUUUGGGGCUGUGCAGUCACAAGUUGCCCUCAUUCAAAUUGCUACCUUUGAUUUCAUUUACUUGAUUGAUACAUUAAUUUUGAACAGUAAGCAAUAUUCAAGCUUCUGGUAUAGGUUCAAUAAAUCAGUACUGGACAAUGCUGAAAUAAUUAAAUUAGGUUUUGGCCUUGAACAAGAUCUGAAAGAAAUAAAAGCAUCAGUUAUCGGUCUAAGUAAUAUUAAAGUAAAAGGUGAAGGCUUGUUAGAUUUAAGUUUAUUGUGGAAAAGUGUUAUCAAUCUUGGUCUGUCCUUGCCUAGUGAUAACGAAGGGAACAGUUUGAGCUCCUUAGUGCAAGCUUGCUUUGGAGUCCCUUUAGAGAAGGCAGAACAGUGUUCUAACUGGGAGUUAAGACCACUAAGAAAAACGCAAAUUAAUUAUGCUGCUCUUGAUGCAUAUGUAUUACUUGAAAUUUAUAACCAUCUCCAAAAGCUAUGUGUGGAACAGCAAAUAAAUUUUGAAGAAAUUUGUAACUAUAUUAUGUUAGAAAAAAAAAUGAAGACUGCAAAAAAGACUAAAGUUGCUGAUAACAUCAACACAUCUGCCCAAAACUUCCCAAGAUUAAGUAAAAAUGUAAAAAUACUGGUGGAAUAUGAAUUAUCCGACUUAGUGGCAUAUUUAAGAUACUGUGAUAUUGAUACAAUAGUAACUUCACCAGCAAUGCUUUGGCAUGAUACAGUUAAUUUAGCUUUAUCUGAAAAUCGAUUGAUUAUAACAUCAAAGUUGAAGUUUUCUCCUACUUCAAAAUUUUCUCAAAAUUUUAUUUUGGAUAUUUGUAAAAGUAGUAUCAAAGACCAGUUGCAGAAAGUACUAUUUAAUUUUAAUAUAACAGUUACGCGAAACGAUCUUUUAAAUAGAUGUUUACUGUGUAAUGGUAGAGAUUUGAAAAAAAUGAAUCCCAAUGAAGUUAAGGACUUGUGCAGUAAAUAUGAAGCCGUCUGCAACAGUAAAACAGUAAGCAAAAGACAUACUAGUGAUAAUGAAGAUGAUGAUGCAUAUUAUGACAACUUCCUUAGUGAUUCUGAUGGAGAUGAUUUUUUGUAUUUAAGCCAACCUGAAACAACAGCACAGUCAAGUAAAAUUAAGGUUUUAACCGAACCAUGUGUAACUAGCAAGGGAGCAACCAUUGAAAUCGGCAAUGUUCAUGGGCUAUCUGUGUCCCGUAAACCAGCAACUCUUUGUGAAAUCUGUGGCAAACUAUAUUGGGAUGAAGAUCCUUUACUAAUAUCUGUCUGGGAAUUGAUAUCACCACUUAUUUGAUUUCAAACCAUUAGUAUUAUAAGUACUUCACACAAAAUAAUCUAAAAUUAAAAAGGUACAAACUUAUGAAAUAGGUAUCAGUUAGGAAAUAAGAAGAGUUCUGAUUUUUAUAAAUACUUAUAUUAGAAGUUAAUCAAGGAGAAUGUAAACAUUGGUUUCUGUUCAUUAAAGUUAAAGUUUGGUUCAGUUUACAUUGUAAAUAAGACUAUAGUGUGUAAGACGUAGGUAUAAAUAAUAAACAUUUUUGUUAUUUAA
Maniola jurtina (meadow brown) is the source of this 2946-nucleotide messenger RNA. It is a transcript of the gene Nbr, whose product is annotated as exonuclease mut-7 homolog. Gene Ontology annotation, biological process: nucleobase-containing compound metabolic process. Gene Ontology annotation, molecular function: 3'-5' exonuclease activity; nucleic acid binding. The coding region runs from base 163 to 2691 and encodes 842 amino acids. The record is from RefSeq and is a predicted model, not a curated record. NCBI's taxonomy places the organism in Eukaryota, Metazoa, Arthropoda, Insecta, Lepidoptera, Nymphalidae. The transcript has a single exon.